Molecule: messenger RNA, 5442 nt
Organism: Gordionus sp. m RMFG-2023
Lineage: Eukaryota; Metazoa; Nematomorpha; Gordioida; Chordodea; Parachordodidae
Exons: 3
Coding region: 155-5167 (1670 amino acids)
Source: RefSeq, a predicted model, not a curated record
AUAGAAAAAUACGCGCAAGCGCUCAUUUUUAUUUGUAUUUUAUGAGCGAACAAAUUUAUUGGCUUGAAACUUAUAAUUUGUUUAUAAUCUUUGUAUAAAAAAAAAUUAAAUUAUUCUGAUAUACCUGGAAAGAAGAUAACAUUCAUUUUAUGAUAUGGUAUUAUCAACACGUCCUAGCCGCCUCAAAGGGUUGAGAUCGAAAUCGCCAAUUGUCGUCAGGUCUUUAAAAAGUUCAACCCUUAAGCAAAACCCCAAACAAUAUAAUAAGAUAAUAAUAACUACAGGCAAACUUGGAUCGGUUCUACCAAACAAAACGCUGUUGCCUAGAUCUGAUGGAUAUUCGAUGUUGGAAAAUUAUAGCAAUGAUUAUGGUUACUCUCCACUCUCAAUUUCUUUAAAAAAGCAGUCUUCAAAUAAGCUAGCAUCAUUUAAAACCCCCUCUAAGCAAAUAAUAUUGGUUAGAAGUACUAGGAGUCGAAACACGAAUAUUAUGACAACCGUGAGUCGUUCAGCAUCUCAUAUUUUACCCCUCAAAUUUAUGUCUAACAUAGCGCAACAACGCUUAAAUAAUCAAAAUCCCCGCGGAAGGAUUAGUUCAUCGGUCGGUAAGGAGGUAAUAAAACCUUAUAACCAAGGAGGUUUCUACAAGAACAGUGAUAAUAUUCAAUCAUGGAUGCGUUCUGAUAAUAAUCUUGAUGUAAGUAAAAGAAAUAAAAAAGGGAAAUUAUUUUUAAAAAACCUAAAGAACUCAAACAAGAGAACAAUAAGAAAGAUUAAUAAGGACACCCGCGUUAUUAAAAGAUCUCUCAUAUCGCCUAGAUCAAAAUUUUCUGGUAAAACUAGAUUACCAUCGAGAUCACCUUUCAAAUCUAAACAAAUAGUUACAGAUUUCUCUCAUAACUCGCAUAGAUCUUCUACCUCUUCAUCUAGUUCCUCAGCACGAAGAUCUCAUUCUAGGUCAAGCUCGAGUUCAACCUUGUCAAGUUCUAAAUCAGCCUCUAAGUCACCUUCCAAGGCUAUUUUUAAGUCUAAAUCGAGCUCACAAAAAACGUCACCUUUUAAAACUACCAAAAGGGCUUUGAAAUCUAGAAGCUCAACCAAAGCUAUCGCCGUUAAAGCAUCUUCCAAGAUCUUACAUAAGACUAAGUUGCCAAAAAAAUCGAAUGUUCUGUAUGAUAUUAAAGACACAUCAUUAGCAGAGAGUAAUCAUCCGGUCGAAGCUGCUACUAAAAACAAUAUUUUACUUAGAAAAAAAGGUGUUAUAAACACUAUUUUUGGUAAACGUCAUAAAUCUUAUAAAGGUGGCAGAACUCAUAGACCCAAAUCAAGUAAAACUGAACCUAAAUCAUCGAUAAGAUCUGGAUCCUUACACUAUGCGGGAGAUCAUCAAAUUAAAUCCAGAAAAGCUCAUUCAUCACAUGCCAAUUUGAUUCUUCCAGACUUUGUCAAUAAGCAUUCAAAACGUUCCUUAAAUAAAAGACAAACAAAAUAUAAUCCAGUAAAAAAAAAUACUCAAGCACAUUCAUCAAUUGAAAAUGUAAAUGAUCCCCAACAUAAAAAGGCACGGAGGAUAAAUUCUCGAAGAAGCAUUAAAAAAGUGCACAUUAGUGAAAAGAAAAUAUUAGAUGCUGAUAAAAUUCAACCAUACUCAAAGAAAUAUCAUUUUAAAGAUAGGCCAUCCCAUUACAAAAGUACUCAUGGCUCAAAAUUUGGAAAAAUACUCAAAUCUAAAAGUAAAAAGGCAGUCAAAAAUGUGGGUUCUUAUAUAAAACAAAGAGUCCUCAAGAAAGCAUCACCUCCAAUAAAUAAUCAGAAAGAACUAACAUCAUUUAAAACUUUAAUUUCUGCAACUCCACCCGAAAUUGGCUCAUAUGCUAAUAAAGGGCCUAACAAACCCCAUGUUAAGAAAUUAAAGCAAAAGGCCAAACCGCCCAUUAUAAAUGUCAUAAGAUCUUCAAGGUUAAAAAGUAAAAAUUCGAAUAUUCAUAACAAGAUCAAGAGAGUGGGGAAAUCCAAAAGGGCACUUAAUCAGUCGCACAAAAAAGCAAAUUUAAAAAAAUCUAGAUUACCCAAUAUUAUGAGUGAAGGUCGAGAUGAACAAUUACCUAAUCCGGGGACGGCCUAUAAAAUUCGCCGUUUAAGACAUUCUCACCAACCUGGAAGGUCCAGCAAAAUAUCAAGAUUGCCUAUUAAGAAGCCACCUCGACACUUGGGUAUUCGCCAUAAGAACAAACAUUUAGCUGGUUCAAAAAAAUUGUUAACAACUCGCUCCAAAAAAUUAAAAAAUAAAAAAUCAAGGCUAUCUAGUCCUUCAAAAUUGAAACCAGUUGAUAAGCAAAUCGAAAGUUUUGGUAUGGUUGCUCCAAUUGUGAAUUACAAUAAAAAAAUUCGCAAAUUAAAAAAUUCAGAAAAAUCUCACAGAAUUGGUGAAUUCAAGCACACCAGAAAGAGGAAGGCGAAUAAAACCCUUCAGGGUACCAAGAAACGUGUACCAGAAAAGCUAUCGAAUAACGAUAAAACAAAAGGACAGAAUAUCCCUCCCAGGAGAAAGAUUAAUAUAGAAAAUGCUAAAAAGAAGGCUCAGCAUUCAACUCAUAAUUUCACGAAUAUCUCCACAUCUAAACCAUUAAAAAAAACAAAAUCUUCAAAAUUACAGAAGAAUAUUAAAGUUAUAAAUACAUCUAUCAAAAGAACAACAUAUAGAAGCAAAUUAUUGUCUGGUAAAAAACCGGAACCUUUGAUAUAUCGUUCAAGUCACAAAAUAAAUAAAAAUAUUUCUCAAUUAAAAAACCACAAGACUGAUAUAUCGCAUAACAAAAAUUAUAGGCUCAGUCCUUAUAAACUUCAGGAUUAUUACGGGGAAUUCCAUAAAUCACCAGAGAAAAGUAUUCCUAUCAAAACAAAAUCUUUAGGGACAAAAAAAUCGGGGAUUAAAAAAAUCAGGUUUGAGAAUUCCAAUAAUGUGCAAUCGAAUCAAAAGUCUCCAAGGAAAAAGAAAAUAUUGGGAAGUUUUAUCAGUCCUCGCAACAAAAUAAAGAAUAAAAAUCCAAAAUCUUCUGGGGAUAUUGUGGUGCAUAGAAAACCAAAGUCCGCGCAUAAUAAACACCCAUACACUACACACAUCGCUACUAAGCGUGUUGUUUUGAAAGAGAAGAUUGUUCAACGUAAAGCAAUUAUUAAUGCAAAGAGGCUGAAAAAAAUAUCAGCACAUCCACCAGUUAAAAGAGUUAAAUCUCAUGGUUCCCAUAUUCCGACUAGACAUGUUAUUUUGAAAAGUAUUGGUCAAAGUAAAGCAACUCUUAAUGUAGGGAAGCUAAAGAAAUUAUCCGCUCGUCGACAAGUUAAAAGAGUUAAAUCCCAAAGUUCAAAACCCAUCCCAUCGGAUUUUGCCAUGAAAAGGAGGAUCGGAAAACGUCAAGUAACUCCUAUUACAAGGAAGAUGGAGAUAUUAUCAGCUCACCGACAUGGUAAAAGGCUCAAAUCUCAAGGCCCCGAACAUGUCCCUACUAGACAAGUUAUUUUAAAAAGAAAGAUUGGUAAACGUAAAGCAACUCCGAAUGCAGGGAAGCUGAAAAAAUCAUCAACACAUCUACAAGUUAAAAGAGUUAAAUCCCAAAAUUCCAAACAUAUCCCAUCUAAGAAUGUUGUUUCAAAAAGGAAGAUUGGACAACGUAAAGCGACUCCUAUUACAAAGAAGCUGGGAAUAUUAUCAGCUCAUCAUCGACAAGUUAAAAGGGUUAAAUCUGACAAUUACAAACUUACCCCAUCUAAGCAUAUUGCUUUGAAAAGGAAUGUUGGACAGUUCAAAGCUACUCCUAAUACAAGAACUGCACACCAACAAGUUAAAAGAGUUAAAUCCCAAAGUUCCAAACAUAUCCCAUCUAAGUAUGUUACUUUGAAAAGGAAGAUUGGACAGCGUAAAACAAUUCCUAAUACAAGAAAGCUGGGAAUAUUAUCAGCACAUCGACAGAUUCAAAAAGUCCAGUCUCAAGGUAAAAACUUAAACAAAAAAUUUUAUUACAAUAAAAGAAUUCAAAUGAAACCCAUUGCUAGAAGGAAAGGGAUCAAAAAAUACUCAGGUAAUAAAGGGGCCAAGGAUUCUCCAUUCGUUAAAAAUCUCUUGAAAUCUGCUAUUAAACACGCCGCCAUGGAAAGUAAAACAGCGACUCGAGGUAGAAGAAGACAUCCAGUUAAUAAUUCUAAAUUAGGACGUGUCAAAGAUAAUGAAAACAACCUAAAGCCCGAAAAUUCCUCCUGGUUUCACCUUCCCUGGCCUUUGUCCUCAUACUCACACGCUGACCACACUGAUAGCGACCCUUCCAAAGGCCAAAACCCAGAUAUAAAAAUGGAAGGUGACACAGAUGUGGAUAGCAACUAUUCGUCAAGAUUAUGGCAAUUAUUGGGUUUUCCCGAAGUCAGAAGGAGAAAAUCUUUGAAGAGAAAAGCUGAUAUCCCCUCAAGUGGAAAUAAGCAUGUUGCCCAUGAUUAUUAUUCUAAAACGCGUGAUAUUUCGAGUAGUAAAAGGAAAGUCAAAACACCUGAACCAACAACUAAAAAGUCACGUAAUGUAGCCGCUCCAAAUAGAGCUCUCAAAAGAUCUCAUUCUUUCGAAGUCAGCAAUCUAAACAGUUUUAAAGUUAAGGCCAAGGCGAAAAACAAAUUAAAGAGAGUGAAAAGUAUGAAGGCUUUGAAUCAAGAUGAGAGCAAACAAGAAAAUAUUAGUGAGAGAAAACUUAAGAGAACAAGAUCUAACCAAUCAGAUUUAGAUAUUGUUGAUAAAUCAUCCAUAGAAUCAAAAGAUAAAGAGUAUCAACAAUUUCCUUCCUUAUCUUGGAUAUUUCACCCAUUUUCAUCAUCAAUUACUACAAACACCACUAUGACAGAAGCCAAAUCUGACUCAUCCAUCCGACAACAGGAUAAAGAUAGCUCCCACAGCACAUCUAACCCAAACCUGGUCGAUAAUAAUUCAUACUCGGACUAUUACGCUCAGAAUUUAGACUCAAAUAAUGACUUAGAUUCGGGAAUACAUAUUGGAAAAUCUAAUGAUAAUUCCAAAAAUACUGAUUCCGGCGCCGAAAGAAAUCAACACUUGGGCAACGAUCUCGAGACUCUGACUACUACAACUAAAACACUUGUUACCUCCCGGCUUUUAUCCCACGAUGAUUGAAAAUCUCUCAAUAAGUCAUUUGAUUUUUUUUGUUAUAUAUUUUAUUAAAAUGUUUAUAAAAUCACAGAUUAUAAAUUAUAAAAUUAUUUAUAAAUAAUACAAUCAUAUAUCACUUAAAAACUAUGCAAAAAAUUUAGUUUAUUUUUAAAUUUAUAUAGUAUAUAAUAUAGUAUUUACUAUUUACUUAAUAUAGUUUAUUAUUCAAAUUUAGAAUUGAUCAUUUAUUCGUAUAGCUCAUAAAUCUUAAUCCUACCGAUAAUUUACUUACAACCCAC